Molecule: messenger RNA, 1631 nt
Organism: Acanthaster planci (crown-of-thorns starfish)
Lineage: Eukaryota; Metazoa; Echinodermata; Asteroidea; Valvatida; Acanthasteridae
Product: MICOS complex subunit Mic10-like
Cellular component (GO): MICOS complex; mitochondrial inner membrane; mitochondrion
Source: RefSeq, a predicted model, not a curated record
AGUUCAUACCAUGCUGGGUAUAUGGUAAUUAGAAAGAUGGCGGAGUCCACGACCACAGAGAGUGAAAAUGUCUUGGGACGAAAGUGGGACCAGUGCGUUUCGGACACAUUGCUUAAAGUUGGUGGUGGUCUAGGCCUUGGAGUCAUAUUUUCAGUGUUCCUAUUCAAAAGGAAGUUGUGGCCGAUUCAUAUGGGCGGAGGAAUAGGAUUGGGGAUGGGUAUAGCCAACUGCAACCAUCUAUUCAAGGAUCCCUACAAUGUGCAAGGAACCAUCGUAAAGGUGCUGAAGGAUAAGCCGCAAGAGCCAAGUGCAAGUCCAGAAACCAAUACAACGACAGUAAUCACGACAGAGGAGGCCCCCAAGUCUUAAGAUGUAGCCGAGAAACUCACCAUACACAUUUGAGAUGAUUUCAUUAAGCAUCUGUUGGUUUAUACCUGACUGUCAAGACAGCAGCGUCUGUAAGAUUGCAUGAUGGGGCGAUGCACCUUGCAAAUGCAGGCCCUUUGUGCAUAAGCAUGUUCGUCGGUGCCACUCAAGUUUAAUCGGGUGUGUGCAGUGGUUCUUGGCCUGCUCUUGAGACGAACUGUUGAACUUGCAACCAAAGCAUGGCUGAUUGAUUUGAAAUAAUCAGUGGUCAGAUUUACUCAGACCUGCGACAGAACCAGCUUCUCCUGAAUUUCAAAUUGUAGGAUUGUUGUGUCUCUUGUUAAUUGAAGGCCUACUGGGCCCAGUUUCAUAGAACUGCUAAGUGAAACAUCCUGCUAAGCUUCUUGUAAGCGCAAAUCAGUUGAAAACGAGUUUGCUUGUUGCCCGUUUUUCCAGCAAGUGUUUCCAGUGCAUAGAGAGUACUCAAUGAUUCUUAGCAGCUUUGUGGAACUGGGCCCCUGUGUUAGAUAACAGCUUAGCGGAAACCAUUGCUGAAUUAAUUUGCUUAGUAAUUGCAAGGCCACCUUACCAGUCACCAUAAUUUUGUGUUUAGAAUGGUAUCAGCUAACUGAAUUAUGUAGCAGAAUACUGCAUUGUCAAGGUUUUCCGCAACUACUAGGGUGAACGGUAGCAAAACAGUUUUUUAAUUAGCAUAUUUGUUUUAAAGUGUGCACAGUUUAAGAGAAACUUGAUCCCCAAAGUGACAGUGAUCUGUAACGAGUUGGUUGCCUCUGGGCCCUGUAUUAAAUGACGAAUUCGUUUAAUUUUUGAUGGAGGGCUCGUCCUGCUUGUGCCUCUGAAGUGCUUUAGGAAUGUUCACAUGAGUGUCAACCAGGAAACAAGAAUGAGAAAUCCGCCGCAUGUUCUAAAGCUGAAAAGCAGAAGGUUGAAUUCACCAGCGUUGUUUGUUAAAGCCACAUCUCUGAAAGUGGAACUGCGAAUAAAGGGAUUUCCGACUUGGGAACCGAGAGCAUUUUUUUGCUACUUGCGUCAAAUGUGGGAAGGAAGAGAUCCACGACCUAUCUUGACCUGAUUCACCUGUGCCCCUGCCUUCAAUGAUACUUAAAAGAAGUGGCAUACAAAUACAUACGGUUCAUCGGCCUUCGGGUACGUGACCACAUGGUACGCUUUCCGUUUCGUUUUUGAUCGAUGGACAGCAUUCGUAGGUUUCUUUGAUGAUCAACAAUAAAUCUUGACAAUGUUAA